AUGCCUCCCAAACCUCAAGAACACCAGCAAGGGGAACCCGAACAAGACGCAGACGAGCACCACUCGAGAACUUCCAGCAAGAGUAGUCUGUCAGGGCGCGAACCACUCCUGUUUGACAAUGCAACUCUGUUGUCCGCGUCUGGGCAUUUACCAUCGGAGACUUCUCGUAGUACUUUAGACGGUGAAUUCGCUGUCAAUACUGCUACGGAGAUGGACUGUGAUAUCUCACUUUCAAUCAUGAAUCGUCCAUCACGGGAUGUUGUUCUUCAACGAUUAUCGGAAGCCCUGCUCCGGAGAUCUCUGACAAAGUUCGCUCUGACACACUUUCUUUCUCUUGCUGCUUUCAUUAAACUUUCGUCACUCGCCGUAAUUUCAAAGAUUGACUUGUCCCAACGAGGAAUUCGAACCUCAGAUGCUCGACUCAUCAACAUGGCACUGGCCCAGAACGCAUCCCUGACAACCUUGAAACUGGGAUACAAUGAUCUCGGGGACGACGGCUUGCGAACAUUGGCAAACGGUAUCGCUCGCCACGGGGCUUUAGAAAGCCUGGAUCUAGGGUUCAACAACAUCGGCGAUAAUGGUUGCCGCGCUUUGGCCGAAGCAAUUACUGCGCAACCCAUGUCACUUUCCAGAUUGCGGACUCUGUAUCUUGCAGGAAACGCAUUGGGCGAAGAUGGAGCAUUGGCCAUUGCCAAAAUCGUCCAGCACGGAUCUCUGGAAAAGCUGUAUCUCACUGGAAAUCGCCUAGGACCAGAUGGAGUUAGAGCCAUUGCUGAGGCAGCGUUGGAGCUACAGCUGGAGAAAAUUCACAAAGUCAACAUCAAUUGCGUAAACAGUCUUCAAGCAAGCAGACGUGGGAUCAAGGAACUGUUUCUCGGAGGCACUGGAUUGGGCGGUGUUGGUUGUCAGGCUAUCGCGGACUUGUUAGGGCAAUCGUCAACUCUGCAAGUUUUGUCUCUGGCGAACUGCGACCUAGACAAUGAUUCUUUGUCAGUCUUGGCAUCCAGUAUCAAGUCAAAUAGGGAGCAAUUACCCCUGGAGUCUCUUCAAUUGUCAUUUAACCAGAUAUCUUGCAAAGGAGUCGAGAGUCUUUCAAAUGCUAUAUGGGGAUGCCGUUCACUUCGAGAGCUGCUUCUCGACAACAAUCAGAUCGGAGACCGCGGGGCGGGGCAAAUCGCUGCCGUCUUAGCCUCUGCGAAUCGCUUGGAGACCCUAAACGUUGGCUUCAAUCGAAUCAAAGCAGUAGGCAUUAAGGCGAUCAUGAAGACUGUUCCCGAAAGCGAGAGUUUACAUUCCCUUUCUCUGUCGGGGAACACCGUUGACGCCAGUGCCGCGAGAAGUAUUGCCUAUGCUCUGGCAUUCAAUCAUUCUCUUCUUUCGCUCUCGCUAGUGAACACCUCAAUUCAACAUGAAGGACAGCGACAUAUUACUGCAGGAAUUGUUUCCAAUAGUCACAUUAAACUCUUGCAACUGAACGGCUUCCGAAUUGGCCCGAUCGUUGUCACGCUCGGCUUUCCAGCUGCCUUGGAACAUUGGAGCAAUGAUCAGAUUCUCAACUUUAUUCAUUUAAUGUGGGACAAAUCCGCUGAGUUGGUGGCACAACAGGAGCACGAGGCAAAACCAGUCUUUGACACAUCACGCUUUUUCUCGAAGGCGAAUCCUCGAGAUCGAGCGGCCCCGUUGGACGCCGCGGUCGUGGUUGACGUGGCAAAGAAGGCCUAUGUGGAACUUGUUACGGAGGGGGUUGAUAUUUUUUCAAAGCGACCUGGCAAUAUGCACGAGCUGUCGCCGCUACCAGGUGAUAACUUCAUAGUAGAGUCGACGAGGAAGGUCGGAGAGAACAGCUAUGCCGAAUCGUCGCUUGAAAGCCAUGUUCAAGCUCGUUCUUUCGUGACAUCCCCAGAAUUAGCCGGCUCUGAAACCUAUGUUCCAGAUCCUCAGCGAAAGAAACGCGUCAUUGAGUGGCUUUGUUCUAAUAUUCAGAACCUGAACAAAAUGGCCCAGCAGCCCUUUAACUCGAAAGAGUUAUGGGCGCUUCACCAGCGAUACUUUACGCCAGUCGUCAACGAGUGUGGCGGAAGCGUCAACCCUACUUCAGAAACGUCCAACAAUCAAAACGGGAAUCCAAAAUUACACGCUUCCAGGGUUUCUCGAUCUAACUCGACUGAGAACCCAGCUGAUAUGAUGAAUGAUUCAACGGAUGACACACUGAUGACCCAAUCGAGUGACCCUUUCAUCUUGGAUUCGCCUCAAGGCAUCGUUUCCUUGCCCGUUCUGAAAAGAAAAGUGUCUUACCGAUUUCUUGGUGAUGCAAUGGUAAAUUCAGCCCCUCGAAUGUCAAAUUGUGUGGAGAUGCGCGGGCCUGAGACAGAACAGCCAAUUUCGAACGGAAUGGUGUCCAUGAUGAUUGAAGGAGGCCCGGUUGGCCACUCGAUGCCUCGCAAAACCAAACGUGCACGGAGGAAUCGCACUCGCAUUUCAUUUCUACCUCGUGUGAAGGUAAAGCUGGAUUCGUAUUUGGACGUCUGUCACGAGAAAGCGUUGACGAUGAUGAGGCAACUGUACUUUGUUGAACGAGCAAUCUUGCUGGGUCAGUUGAAUUCAGAUGUGAACUCGAUGCCGUACAGUGCCCGCAUGCACUUGCACGGCGUCCUUGCUAUGGACGCUGAAAUGAUUUUAGUUGACAUGAUAUAG
Phaeodactylum tricornutum CCAP 1055/1 is the source of this 2694-nucleotide messenger RNA. RefSeq lists its product with no specific name. Bases 1 to 2694 code for a protein of 897 amino acids. The transcript has 2 exons. Gene Ontology annotation, molecular function: GTPase activator activity; small GTPase binding. NCBI's taxonomy places the organism in Eukaryota, Bacillariophyta, Bacillariophyceae, Surirellales, Neidiaceae. Gene Ontology annotation, cellular component: nucleus; cytosol; perinuclear region of cytoplasm. Gene Ontology annotation, biological process: activation of GTPase activity; nucleocytoplasmic transport. The record is from RefSeq and is a predicted model, not a curated record.